This is a messenger RNA of Phanerochaete carnosa HHB-10118-sp, 2309 nucleotides long. RefSeq lists its product as uncharacterized. Gene Ontology annotation, molecular function: protein serine/threonine kinase activity; ATP binding. Bases 367 to 2010 code for a protein of 547 amino acids. Gene Ontology annotation, biological process: intracellular monoatomic cation homeostasis; protein phosphorylation; intracellular signal transduction. Lineage: Eukaryota; Fungi; Basidiomycota; Agaricomycetes; Polyporales; Phanerochaetaceae. The record is from RefSeq and is a predicted model, not a curated record. The transcript has 4 exons.
GGCACUCAGCGGGGGGCACGUCUCCUCUCGCUUGCCUUCACCACCCCAUCUCUGCAUCCAACACCCCUCUCUCAGAACCGUGUUGGCCGUCAUGAUAUCCCUAUAAACAGCAUAAUAACUCAGAGCCUUCAUUCGACGCCUGCGAACGUCUUCCCAUCACAUUCCGACACUCUCGACAUCGCACACACACGCACACUGCUUAUUCCAGACGCAUCUCCACGCACGAUUCCACGCACUCUCAAUACGGCCAUGGCAGAUACAACAGCGAGCACUGAAGCGCCCCAAGCCGACGGCGAGGGACCAGAGGGCUCAGAUAAACCGCCGCAUGGUGACAUACGUACAGACAAACCACGCAGCCGUAGCUUCAUGUCGAGGCGGUUUUCAAACGGAACCAAGCACGCGUCGACAAAGCCUACGCCCAUGGCCACAGCCGCGCAGCUACCAACAACGACGCCGGCCACGGGCCACGUCCCCCUCCCACCCCCCGACUCAUAUAGCUACCCUAAGUCCCCCGAGCGUACACGUCGCGACCUACAACAGUUCGAGCUCGGCCAGCAGCUCGAGAAGCUUAGCAUGAACGGCGGCGUCGCUCCGAUGGACAAGGAGGCUUCGUCAGCAACGACCGGCUCGAUCACGCCGUCUACCAGCGAGUCGCCCUCUGCCUCGGAAAGCGAGAGCUGGAGCUUGCCCUCCACACAGCCGCCGAGCCGAGCCCCGAGCUUCUCCGCCGGUAAAGCUGGGGGAAGGGUUUCGCUUGACAAGGGCGAACAUCGCGACCCUGAGCCUCAGCCGCUCAAGAAGUCACCCACUAAGACCUCCAUCAAGAGCAAGGAGAGUAGCAAGACACCGACUGGCCGCAAGAUCUCUCCCACCCCUUCGCGCGAAAGUACGAAGGAGGGAAAGAGCCGCCCGCCGUCCGUCCACUCCGACUCCGGUCAGAAGUUCACUCUCAAGGACCUUCUCGGUGCGCCUAAACUUGUGCGGAGAUCGUCGGCACGUUCGACUGGCAGCAGCAAGAGGUCGGGCGGGUCGGAUGGAGGGCGGUCCGUGGCUGGGGAUAGUACAGCGAGUUUAUUGAAGAAGUACGGCGUAUGCGAGAAGGUGGCUAUCGGCAGAGGUGCGACGUCCGUUGUCCGACUGGCUCACAAGUGGGACCGAUCAGAAGAGAAGCUAUACGCUGUGAAGGAAUUUAGGAAGAGGCGGAAGAACGAGACAGAGAAGGAGUACGUCAAGAAGCUCACAGCCGAGUUCUGCAUUUCCUCGACCCUUCAUCACAUCAACAUCGUCGAGACCGUCGAUCUCGUACAGGAUGAGAGCAACCACUGGUGCGAAGUCAUGGAGUUCUGCCCAGGCGGCGACCUUUACGCCGCCAUCAAGCGCGGCGGCAUGUCUCCUGCGGAGGUCGAGUGCUGCUUCAAACAGAUUCUCACUGGUGUGCACUAUCUGCAUAGCCAGGGUGUUGCCCACCGUGACAUCAAGCCUGAGAAUCUUUUCUUUGACACAAAGGGCCAUCUCAAGAUCGGAGACUACGGAGCAUCCACCGUGUAUCGCUUACCGUGGGAGACGACGAUACACAUGUCCACAGGGCUGUGCGGAAGCGAACCGUACAUAGCUCCGGAGCAGUUUUUGGGCAAACCAUACGAUGCCCGCUUGGUCGACAUUUGGGCCUGUGGUAUUGUGUACUAUUGUCUGCACUUCCAGGAGCUUCCGUGGACCGUGGCGCAACCGACCGACGCCCUUUUCGCGGGAUACGUUCAAGCGUGCCAGUCAACCGUAUCGGCGCAGUCGCAGUGUCCGCCGACAAUAAACAAUUUGUCGCCGCGCCCGUGUCGCCCUCUGAUUCGGAAGAUGCUCGAGCCGAACCCUAAGCUCCGGUGUAGCAUCGAUGACGCGAUCAAUCAUCAGUGGGUGCAGAGCAUCGAGGUUUGCUACCUCUGCGAGAAGCCGUCGCACAAGCAUGUUUACGCGCAGUCAAUGGCCGAGUCGCAUGUGCAUAUCGUUGGGUCAUAGCCUAUGUGGCAGGUGUUCACUUCGGACCCGGCUCAGACUCUCUGGCGUCCCGCUCAUAUGCACGCGCAUCGUUGGAGCUCUAUAUUGUUGUAAUACCUCUUGGCGACGGCUGUUUCUUCGCUCCUAUUAGCUCAUACUCAAUUAACUGUGUCGUCUUUACUUUCACAUCCGCUGCUUUUUAUUAUCUCUCAUCUCUCAUCGCUGUUUCUCGUUUUACGUUCGCACUCACGUCAAUGUAGAUGUACUACUUCGCCUAGUUUGUAGGGUGGCACGUUUUGGCUUGCUCUAUACGCUCUGGA